Messenger RNA from Debaryomyces hansenii CBS767, 672 nucleotides. RefSeq names its product 40S ribosomal protein uS7 (gene RPS5). The transcript has a single exon. Gene Ontology annotation, molecular function: mRNA binding; rRNA binding; structural constituent of ribosome. Gene Ontology annotation, cellular component: cytosolic small ribosomal subunit; ribosome. Bases 1 to 672 code for a protein of 223 amino acids. Lineage: Eukaryota; Fungi; Ascomycota; Pichiomycetes; Serinales; Debaryomycetaceae. The record is from RefSeq and is a predicted model, not a curated record. Gene Ontology annotation, biological process: translation; ribosomal small subunit assembly.
AUGUCUGACGUCGAAGAACAACAAGAACAACAACCAGUUGUCCAAGAAGAAUUACAAUUAGUUGAAUUAGCUACUCCAAUCCCAGCUGAAGUUCAAGCUGCUCAACAAGAAGUUAAGUUAUUCAACAAAUGGUCUUUUGAAGACGUUGAAGUUAAGGAUGUCUCCUUAGUUGACUACAUUCAAAUCAGACAACCAGUUUUUGUUCCACACACUGCUGGUAAAUACGCCAACAAGAGAUUCAGAAAGGCCCAAUGUCCUAUCCUCGAAAGAUUGACCAACGCUUUAAUGAUGAACGGUAGAAACAACGGUAAGAAGUUGAAGGCUGUUAGAAUCAUCCAACACGCUUUAGAAAUCAUCCACGUUUUAUCCGAACAAAACCCAAUUCAAGUUGUCGUUGAUGCUAUUGUCAACUCUGGUCCAAGAGAAGACUCCACCAGAAUUGGUUCAUCCGGUACCGUCAGAAGACAAGCCGUUGAUGUUUCUCCAUUAAGAAGAGUUAACCAAGCUGUCUCUUUAAUCACCAUCGGUGCCAGAGAAGCUGCUUUCAGAAAUAUCAAGACCAUUGCUGAAUGUUUAGCUGAAGAAUUAAUUAACGCUGCUAAGGGUUCUUCUACUUCUUACGCUAUCAAGAAGAAGGAUGAAUUAGAAAGAGUUGCCAAGUCUAACCGUUAA